Mycena citricolor is the source of this 3953-nucleotide messenger RNA. The record is from the annotation of a GenBank genome assembly. Lineage: Eukaryota; Fungi; Basidiomycota; Agaricomycetes; Agaricales; Mycenaceae.
AUGUUCGGAAAUCGCUUUUUUGCGCUGCUGGCCUCUCUUGCUGUGGUGCGCGCGGCCACGUACAACGUGACGCUGGGUACUGGAGGGCAUGCGGUAGCGAGCACGCUCUAUGGGAUGAUGAUAUCAGUCAUGUACGUCACAUUUCUAGUAUUUGCUUACCGCUGCGAGAUUCUCAACGCUAUGGAUCAGAGCGGGGACGGCGGGUUGUAUGCAGAGCUGCUCCAGAACCGGGCGUUCCAGCAAGUCACACCUGGCUCUGCGGCUUCGCUGACUGCCUGGGCCGGGCUGAACAACGACUCCCAGAUUGUCGUGGUCGCACCGGACGUGCCGGUCUCGAGCGCGCUUCCAAACGCUCUGGCGCUGACCACCACCUCCGGAACGACCUCGGCCGUCGGGAUCACCAACUCAGGAUACUUCGGCAUUAACGUCCAGAAAAACUGGACAUACCAUGGAUCGUUUUACUUCCGCUUCCCAUCCGCACCGAGCACACCCGUCAAAGGUGUCUUUACGGUCGGGUUCCUCGACUCGACGGGCAACGCCGUCGCGAAGUCAACACACGCUUUUACCUCCUCCUCGAACUGGCAGCAGAUCACGUUCUGGUUCACCCCGUCCUCAACGCCGAGCGGGUCUGGGAACCUGUUUUACGUGCAGCUCCCCGGCGCAGCUGUCGCCAGCGGCGGAGGCACGGUGCAGUUCGGGAUGCUUUCUUGUUUCCCGCCGACGUUCAAGAACCGGGUGAAUGGCAUGCGCAUGGAUAUCAGCAAUGCGCUGAAGGCGAUGAAUCCGUCGUUCUUCCGCUUCCCCGGUGGAAAUAACCUUGAAGGACAGACUGCGUCCGAUCGGUGGAUCUGGAGCAACACGGUCGGCAAUGUCGAGGACCGGCCCGGCCGUAACGGUGACUGGGGAUAUCCUAACACUGACGGGCUGGGAUUGUACGAGUAUCUCCUCUGGAUAGAGGAUAUGGGAAUCGAGCCGAUUAUGGCGGUUUGGGCCGGAUUCACACUCGAUGGGACCGCGCUCCCUGCCUCGGCCCUAGGCCCUUACAUCCAAGAAGCAAUCAAUCAGAUUGAGUUUGCUAUCGGAGACGCGUCGACGAAUCAAUACGCGGCCAUCCGUGCGAGCAUGGGCCACCCCGCUCCGUUUGCGUUGACGUACAUCGAGAUCGGCAACGAAGACUUUUUCGAUCCGGCGACGUACGACGGCUACCGUUGGACUGCAUUCUACAACGCGCUGAACGCCCAGUUCCCCAAACUCAAAUACAUCGCCACCAGCGCGACGAGCGGUAGUGUCCCGGCAGUGACAGGAUCGUCUCCCCAGUACUGGGAUCUGCACGAGUACAAUAACCCCAACUUCUUUACUUUCGGAUCUUAUAACUUCGACUACCUACUCCGCAACGGGCUGCAGUUUUUCCAGGGCGAGUACGCUGUGACGACGAUGAACAACGGGGUGGGAGUCCCAUAUCCGUUCAUCGACGGCUCUAUCGCGGAGGCUGCUUAUAUGACCGGGUUUGAUCGAAACAGCGACAUCGUCUUCGCUGCGGCCUAUGCUCCGCUGCUGAAUCACGUUUCAAGCACACAGUGGACACCCAAUCUCAUCACCCACACGCCGAACUCUUUGAUCCUGUCCACCUCGUAUUACGUGCAGCAGAUGUUCGGGCUAUACACUGGCGACACGUACCUGAACUCAACCACCAACGUCGCGGCUACUCCCGUCCAGUGGAGUGUCACCAAGAACACUAAAGCCAAUCUGCUCUAUCUCAAGGCGGUGAACACGGGCACCAGCGCAAAUACAAUCGUGUUCAACUUGCCCUCAAGCUUUACGAUCUUGUCCACUGCGGGGACUGGAACAGUGCUGACUGCACCUUCGGGCACAAUGAACACGCCAGCGAGCCCGAGUGCGGCUGUGCCUAAGACCUUCACGUUCACUGCUGGGAAAUCCAUUUCGUACGACACCCCGGCGCUGAGUGCGAGUGUUUUGAUUGUCAAGGCCCGAUAGACUCGUCGACUGUACGAUGUAUUAUAUACCUGUGCGAUACUGUUCACUGAUCAUGUGACUGUGGAAAGAAUUUCGGGUAUCUCCGAUGCUCCUCGUCCCUGACGUAUGUCAAUCUUGGCCCUGAUGCAUGCAGAUGCACUUGAGUCCACAGACCCCCUUCACCCGCUCUCAUCAUGCCCAUCUCAUUCAAAGUCGCUGAUCAUCCCACGGAGAGUGUCAAUGGUGAAUCGCUUGUGGGACCAUCUGCCGCCGACAUCCUGCACGAUAUCACCGGCAAGAGGAAGGAGAGCCAGGUGAAGGAGCUGUUCCAGUACGGGCUUAGUGGUACCCCAUCUUCCUCCUCCCGUGACCUCACCGCCGCGCACCUCACGCUAAUCCCGGCGACCAACGGCUUCGUCGGCAGCGUCAUGCGUGCUUACAACGACCACCACGCGCUCGUCCUGCGCCCAGACGACGUCUGGCUCGCUGUCCUCUCGCAGUUCAGCUUCUUCGUUUCUGGACGCUCGGAGGCCCUGCGCGCGGCGUUCGUGCCACACGAGGACCGCAAGCCGCUCGUCGUGCGGUGUGUGGGGUCGCGGCACACUGUCGACUUCGCGCGUCUCGCGCGGCAGAUGGUCGACGCCAUCGACGAGUGUGUCGUAGAUCCGGCUCUGCGCGCGUGGAUGAUGCCGGCGUUCUCGACGACCACGGACACGGACCGGACGGUUGCCGCGGUGCUGGGGAUGGCGACGCUUAAGGACUACUUCACGUACGAGUUCUACUUGACGAGGUGUGGAAUCCCGCGUGUAACGCUCGAGGGGGAGAAAGCGGAUUGGGAGGAGAUGCUGCGCCGGGUGGAGAAGCUGAAGGAGUACGGGGUGGAAGCCAUCGCGUGGUACCACCUACUGCGGCCGGUCUUGGCGCGAUUCGCGGCUGCUUUUGACGAUCCGGAGAGCCAAGACAAUGUCCUGUUCUGGGAGAACGUCGCAAGUCGGCUCCGCCUCGGAAGCGGUGUCCGGUACUAUGACGGCUGGAUCAACGCGUUUUGUGUCUUCGACCAGAAGGGAAACUGGAAUGGCGCCCCUUUGGCUCUGGAUGUCACCAGCGUGCACUCUCCGGACUUGCUCUCCGCGAAAGACUUCUGGGCGACGUAUGGCUGUGCGCCCACUCGCUCGACCCAGCCUCUCGUGCUUGACGACACCCCCUACCAUGCCGUCAAUACGAAUCUCGUCCCCCUCGGCUACGCACGGGUCGAUGUAAAGGUCAGCGAGGAGGACAGGCUGCGAGAGUACGACUGCGAGAUGGUGGCGGGGGUCGUUGCUACACGGGUCAGUGGGACGGCGAACGAGAUGGUGAGUCCAGUGGGAGGGUGGUGGCUCUACGAGAAGGCUUGAGAUUCUUUCUUGAACUGCCCGCCGUCCCACUGCGAAUUCUGGUAUCAGGGGAGGGACCAUCUUCGGACAGUACGACUCACAUGCAAUGCAUCUGUCCUCUCUCGCCAAUUCGCUCCGAAAUCUAAACAUCGUUUCCUGGGGUCAAAUGCCGCACGCUGUGUCCCUCCAGUGUCGAGUCUAUCCUCCAAAGAUUUCAUCGCCGAGACUGCUUCGAAUUGAAUCGGAAGAAACGCAUCAAAGUCGGGAGGCAUGCUCACUGCAAUGCAGCAUGCACUUCUUUCCUGCAUGACGUCGACAAUCACGCAAUGGCUAAAAGUACUUUGAGAACUAGCAUCGCCUUACAAGAAAGGCAGUCCCAUUGAUGUGUUGCAGUGUUGAGUGAUCAUGUGCAUCCUGUAUAACGCAACAUGGAACAUGCAAUGAGGCAUAGAGCUCUGUGGCAAAACAAUUGCUGUGUCUUAAAAAAAAUGGAUGUGGGACCACUUGCAGACUUGUGCGGGCAAGGGCCCGCCAUUGUCUUGAACGAUUUUGAUGGAAUAUUUCGGUGCAUCCACGCGCAGACCACUUUGAUCAAUGCCAUGUCAU